ACAGGGAUCUCAUGGGGACCGAUAAAAUCCCCAGCACCAUUUCUGAAGAGCGAACUUUGAUAUGAAAAAGCGUCAGAAAUGACGAAUCCCAUCUCUUUCCGUUUCCGACGAGGGGCGUUCAGCGCGUUCGGAGCCGUGUUCACGUUUCAGCUCCUGGCGACGGCACUGGCAGGCCCGAUAGCCUUGCCUGGUUGCCCGGAAAGCUGUGGAGGAGUACGUGUGCCGUACCCCUUCGGCAUCGGCCACGGCUGCUUCCACGAGGGCUUCAACCUCACCUGCGACGGGACGCAGCUGCUCUUGGGCGACUUCGUGGAGGUGCUCGACAUUUCCUUGCCGGACGGCACGGUACGCAUCCAGAGCGGCGUCCUGCAGUCAUCAGACUCUCACGGGUUGAACGGCUCGUGGUCCGUCCCAGCGGCUACGGGGCCCUUGAAGUUGUCAAGCGCGCGCAACUCCUUCGUGGCCUUCGGGUGCAACAUGGUGGCGCAGCUCAUCCCCCACAGCACGCUCGGGCCGCUCACCUACGCCAGCGUCUGCGCAACAGUGUGCCCGGAGACGCGCACCAUCUCCUCGUGCUCGGGCGUUGGCUGCUGCCGCACGUCCAUCUCGCCAGACGAGGGGGACCUACCUUCGUACGGUAUCCAGGUUAAACAUCAGGUCGGCCAAACAGAUUAUUUGAGUGGAAUUCCCACAGUUGUGUUCAUAGUUGAUCAGGAUUGGUUCAGCAGAAACGAGGGUGAGAUAAUGAGCAACUUCAACCAGUUCCGCCUCGUGGUCCCGAGUGUUCCAGCGGUGUUGGAGUGGUCGUUGGAUCUAAUCGGCGACGAGGCCUUGUUUAGGCUGUUCUCAACAGGGCCCAAGUCUUCUGACUUCAGAUGCCUAAGCCUAAACAGUUUCUCCUAUUAUAUCUAUGAAAACUAUGAUAAAAGACGGUGCAACUGUUAUCAAGGAUACGAGGGCAAUCCCUACAUCAGUGAUGGAUGCCAAGAUAUCGAUGAGUGCCAACAGCCAGAUCUUUACCCAUGUCAUGGAACCUGCAUCAAUUUGCCAGGGACAUACCGAUGCUCAUCAAAGAAAAGUAGCCUGCCAGGCUUAAUUACAAUAAUAGCAAUGAGUGCUGGUUUUGGCCUACUGUUUUCACUUCUGGGUAUUGCCAAAAUUGCCAAUAAACUCAAGCGACGAAGGGUAAGGAAGCUGAGACAAAAGUUUUUCAAGAUAAACCAUGGAUUGCUUCUCCAACAGUUAAUCUCUUCAAACAAAGAUGUAGCAGAAAGGGUGAAGAUUUUCAGCUUAGAAGAACUAGAGCAAGCAACCAACAAAUUUGACCAGAAUCGCAUCCUUGGUGGCGGAGGCCAUGGCACAGUCUACAAAGGCAUCUUAGCUGAUCAACGCAUUGUGGCCAUCAAGAAAUCUAAAAUUGUAGUUCAGAGGGAAAUCGAUCAGUUCAUAAAUGAGGUUGUCAUACUUUCACAAACUAACCACAGAAAUGUGGUGAAGCUCUUCGGUUGUUGCCUCGAGACAGAAGUUCCUUUACUAGUUUACGAGUUUAUAUCAAAUGGAACCCUAUCAUAUCAUCUUCAUGGACAAAGUGAAAACCCUUUGCCUUGGAAAGAUAGACUGAGGAUUGCACUGGAAACUGCAAGGGCAAUAGCAUAUCUACACUGUGCAGCUUCCAUAUCAGUGUUCCAUAGAGAUAUCAAAUCUGCAAAUAUAUUACUUACUGAUACUUUAACAGCAAAAGUAUCAGAUUUUGGAGCUUCAAGAUCAAUUUCAAUAGAUGAGACAGGAAUACUUACAGCUAUCCAAGGAACUCAUGGUUAUCUAGAUCCUGAAUACUACUACACUAGUCGACUCACAGAAAAGAGCGAUGUUUACAGCUUUGGUGUUAUCUUAGCAGAACUACUGGCAAGGGUUACACCGGUUUUCUCAUCUCACUCAUCAGAAGUCACAAGCUUAGCAUCACGCUUCGUGUCCCUGAUAAGAGACAGUCGCUUGUCAGAUAUUUUAGAUCAACAAAUUAUUGAAGAGGGAGGAGCUGAAGAUGCUAAGGUGGUUGCAAGGCUUGCAGAAACAUGCUUGAGAUUAAAAGGUGAAGAAAGGCCUACAAUGAGGCAAGUAGAGACAACACUUGAAGCUGUGCAAGGCUCAAAGGCCAAUUCUCGGAUUACUAGAGCAAGUCAAAAUGCCCCAAAUGAUCAGUCGUACACGGGAAGCAAAGGUGGUGAAGGAACUAGAAUAUACAGCUUGGAGAAAGAGUUCAUUCAAUCAUCUGAAAUUCCAAGAUGAUUCUGCUUGUGUGCAUUGUGCACUUUCUGUGAUGGAAAAUCUUGCACUGAAAAUUUUGGCAGUGCAAUUGGAUGAACACAAUGACAAUUUGGCAAUCCACUCUAGGGCAUUGUCAUCUUGGCAAGCGCAGAAAGUGAAGCGACUGCUUCCCCA
This is a messenger RNA of Phragmites australis (common reed), 2439 nucleotides long. Its product is annotated as putative wall-associated receptor kinase-like 16. The transcript is spliced from 4 exons. The record is from RefSeq and is a predicted model, not a curated record. Lineage: Eukaryota; Viridiplantae; Streptophyta; Magnoliopsida; Poales; Poaceae. Gene Ontology annotation, biological process: protein phosphorylation; cell surface receptor signaling pathway. Gene Ontology annotation, cellular component: plasma membrane. Gene Ontology annotation, molecular function: calcium ion binding; protein serine/threonine kinase activity; polysaccharide binding. Bases 79 to 2286 code for a protein of 735 amino acids.